Hypanus sabinus (Atlantic stingray) is the source of this 3723-nucleotide messenger RNA. RefSeq names its product RAC-gamma serine/threonine-protein kinase. Lineage: Eukaryota; Metazoa; Chordata; Chondrichthyes; Myliobatiformes; Dasyatidae. Bases 388 to 1830 code for a protein of 480 amino acids. Gene Ontology annotation, biological process: protein phosphorylation. The transcript has 14 exons. Gene Ontology annotation, molecular function: ATP binding; protein serine/threonine kinase activity. The record is from RefSeq and is a predicted model, not a curated record.
ACGAACGCGAGCCGGGGGAAAAGAACUCUCCAGUAACGGACGAGCCGCGAGACGCGUCGUCGGUGACGUCAGGAGUUUUCCCCUCAAAGUCAACAAGAACAGGAGCAGCUGGAGUUUCAAUGUGAAACAAUUAGAGAUAUAUAAAUAAUUAUAUAUAUUUUAAAUUUAAAAAUAUAUCAUCCUCCGGAAAAGUAGCCCAGCCGAUCCACCCCGAAGGAUAGCUCCAGUGCGGUUGAGUUGGUGGGUGGGCGAGCCGGCCGGCGCUGCACUGAGGCUGAAGCGGUAGCUAUCGGAUUGGAAGACGGCUUGAGGAAAUAGUGGUGGGAAGGCAGAGCCAGUCCAAAAGACGACUUGCUCGGCUAGCUGGGCUCUGAAGGAACUGCGGAAAUGAGCGAUAUAACCAUUGUGAAGGAAGGAUGGGUGCAAAAAAGAGGAGAAUAUAUCAAAAACUGGAGACCAAGGUACUUUCUAUUGAAGACUGAUGGAUCCUUCAUAGGAUACAAGGAGAAACCACAAGAUGCAGAUUUACCAUACCCUUUGAAUAACUUCUCAGUGGCAAAAUGUCAACUCAUGAAAACAGAGCGACCACGGCCAAACACAUUUAUAAUCAGAUGUUUGCAAUGGACCACUGUUAUAGAGAGGACCUUUCAUGUGGAUACUCCUGAAGAAAGGGAAGAAUGGACAGAAGCUAUUCAAGCAGUAGCAGAUAGACUUCAAAGGCAAGAGGAAGAUCGAAUGAACUGUAGCUCCAGUCCCAAUCUAGAUAUUACAGGGGAGGAUGAAAUGGACACUUCUCUCAGUCAUCCUAAACGCAGAGUGACUAUGAAUGACUUUGAUUAUCUAAAACUACUGGGAAAGGGCACUUUUGGCAAAGUGAUUUUAGUCAAGGAAAAGGCAACUGGGAAAUAUUAUGCAAUGAAGAUUCUAAAGAAAGAAAUUAUUAUUGCAAAGGAUGAAGUGGCACACACCCUUACAGAAAGCAGAGUAUUAAAAAAUACUAGGCAUCCAUUUUUAACGUCUUUGAAGUAUUCUUUCCAAACGAAAGACCGUUUAUGUUUUGUCAUGGAGUAUGUGAAUGGUGGCGAGCUGUUUUUCCAUUUGUCGAGAGAAAGAGUGUUCUCAGAGGACCGCACACGCUUCUAUGGCGCAGAAAUUGUCUCAGCUCUAGAUUAUUUGCAUUCUGAGAAGAUUGUGUACAGAGAUCUCAAGUUGGAAAAUUUGAUGCUAGACAAGGAUGGGCACAUCAAAAUCACAGAUUUUGGACUGUGUAAAGAAGGAAUUACAGAUGCUGCUACCAUGAAAACAUUUUGUGGUACUCCAGAGUACUUGGCUCCAGAGGUGUUAGAAGACAAUGAUUAUGGCCGUGCUGUUGACUGGUGGGGUCUCGGUGUUGUUAUGUAUGAAAUGAUGUGUGGCCGACUACCCUUUUACAAUCAGGACCAUGAGAAGCUUUUUGAAUUGAUCCUAAUGGAGGACAUUAAAUUUCCCAGAACCCUAUCAUCUGAUGCAAAAUCAUUGCUGUCAGGAUUGCUUAUAAAAGAUCCAAAUAAAAGGCUUGGUGGAGGUCCAGAAGAUGCAAAAGACAUCAUGCAGCAUAGUUUUUUUAGUGGAAUCAACUGGCAAGAUGUUUAUGACAAAAAGCUUUUACCUCCUUUCAAGCCUCAGGUUUCAUCUGAGACAGAUACAAGAUAUUUUGAUGAAGAGUUCACUGCUCAGACCAUUACAAUAACUCCUCCUGAAAAAUAUGAUGAGGAUGGUAUGGACUGCAUGGACAAUGAAAGGCGACCACAUUUCCCCCAGUUCUCAUAUUCUGCCAGUGGAAGAGAAUAGGACCAUAUUUGUUUUUCUGCUGCUCAGCUGUUGUCAUGGUGUAUCACUGGAAAUCAUUCCUGAACAAUUUAAGAGUUUGAGCUAUACUUGAUUUCAGAGUCAGGGCAUCUUCAGGAAUCAUUUCAAGUUGAAUGUUUUCUGCAUGAAUCUAAAUGUCAGUCUGAAGAUUCAAGCUGUUACCUCCUACUAUUUUGACAUAAUUGUCCUGCAAAGAGUAUUUUUAAACAAAUGAAGUCCUAAUAGGAUGUAUUGUACAUGAUGCAGCAUUUAUGCAUUUCAGCCUCUAAAUGGAACUGAGUUUUAAUGGGGGCUGAAGAAGACAUUAGGCAACUUUCACAAUUAUGAAAAAAAUUAAAUAGAAACAUUUGAUGCUAUUUGUGUACCUUAUGUUUUAAUUUCUGCUGUUCAUAGCAAGCAUUUGUUUGUGAUGUAUGACAAGUAUGCAAGGUUUAUGUUAGACAUAUCACUGACAAAACAAGUUGGUAUCAUUUAUAACUUGCUAACAGUGGGAAUUUGUGAACAUUUACCAGGUCACAAUCCCUCUCAAUGUUGCUAAUGUUUGUACCAACCCAUGUAACUGAUAGCUUGACUAGUCAGUCCGGCAGACUUGUUAUAGAUUUAUCAAGUGCAAUCACUGAUUUUGUUUUUACAACUUUGAUGGAUGGAUACUUUGCACCUCUGCCUGUACUUGUUUUAUGGUGGCUGAAGAAUGUAGAUAGGCAUAAUGUUCAGAUUUAUACUUUUCACCAAAUUUAUGUGGAUUGAUUAUUUGCUUUACCCAGUCUCAGUUGGUAACCUGCAAUAUUUGCUUAUCAAGUUGUGGACUAGCAGUUUUUUUCCUGGUGUUAAUUUUGAAUUUUACACGUUGAAUAUACACGUAGUAUUUAUUUUUAGUAGUAAUUGUUUUUUUUUCUGUCAGAUAAGCCUCACCAUCAGUGAACAGUUAUUACUGGAAGUUUAAAUAUGGUGGUUGACCAACUUUAUAGUGCUAGUCUGUUUUAGGUUUUUUUUAACUAGGUUUUACAAACUGUCUAUCCAUUAGAAGGUGUACACUUUGCUGAACUUACUGGUUUUUGGUUGUUUACUUUGUAAAGUCUAGAUCAAGAACUCACUUUCCAAUGUCUGUUCCAGACUGAGUAUGCCCUCUUGUACUGCAGCCAUCUUCGGACAACAGGCAUUCCUGUUUGAUUGUAACGACUCCAUAGCUUUGCUUUAACACUAAUCCAUUUACUGUCACAUUCCUGUGGCAUUUUGAAUCUAAAUGCUUUUAUGACUAUAGCAUAUGUAUUCACCUUAUUUGCAGCAUCACAAGGUUUACCACUCCUUGUUGAGGCCAUCCAUACAGUAUAUUGGCAAGGUGACAAGGUGGGGUCCACUACUAACUGCAGGGUCUAUAUACUACACCUCAAUGUACACACUUUGCUGCUACUAUUUGUACUGUCUAAAACAGAACUUCCUGUAUCUGCUAUCUAGUGUAUUACAGAUGAGCAUGAAAAAAAUGUAAAGUAUUUAUUUUAAAUCCUUAAACUUGUCAUUAAUUUUGCCUCUGUGUAGUGUAGGAUUUGUGAAAGAUCUUGACCUUGCUAGUUCUAUCAUUAAAUCCAUAAAGAUCUAGUCAUAUGGUUAAGGAUUGUAAGCAGAAGGGACUAAGGACCUUAGUGAACUGUAUUACUGUCUGUAAAACAUAACUGUUUAUUUCCUGAAGUAUAUGACCCACAAGGAUGUGAAAAACUGCAAUGAAAUGUUUUUGUACACUGUACAUCCUUAGUAUUUUUACACAUAAAUGUAUAUGAUAGGGAUGCACAUUAUUUUCCUUCUUACAGACUGCUUAAAUAAAGUACUACAACAAUCCAGCCUUGGGUUGUGUAGUCCUACUACUUACUAAUAUUGGUU